AUGGUGAUUCUGGAAGAGCUUUCUCCUGGACUUGCAGCGCUCACAGUGAGCUGUGAUUCUGGGAAUCUGGGCUCCAUAUCCCGGGUCCAGCUGCUCCUCUUGGAUCGUCCAGUUCAAGAGACCACUUUGGAGGAUGCUUUUUCCCCCGUUCAGGAAUGGUCUGACCUGACGGCACCAUACGACAGCCCUGAGUGGAUUUGGACAGGUCAUUCAAGAUCUCCCACAGCUGGCAGCGGCUCUGAAAGGUUCAACUCUGCAGGCAGUUUUCAGGGAAAUAAAUGGAAUCAGUCUGAAGGAGAUUCUGGGUCGCCGUCAUCUUGCAUCAUAGACCUGAGUCCAUCCUUAGAAACACCCAGAUCCUCAGAUUCCUCCAUCCAGUCAAACCUUGAUAAUGGGAACACUGGUGAGGAGGAAACCCAUCCAACAGAAAGUAACAGCGUAGCUCUGCGUUCUGAUGGAGAACGACCUGAAGAGAAGAACCAGGGGAUGGAGGAGAGGAAAAGCAAGGCGUUAAUCAUGCUCUCCAAACUGCAGGACAGCACCCCACGUCACAGCAAAAGCGGCAGGGGCCGCUCCAACUUUGAGGACUUCGACUUUCUGGCAAAGUAUUGCAUUUUCAGUCAGGAGAAGUUGGAGGAGUACAAAAGGGCUUUUGAAGCAGAGGACAACGACGAGGAUGGCUACCUCUCCUGCCUGCAGGUUCUCCUCGCCCUCAAAACCAUCAUUCCUCCUGAGCUGCUGUCCGAAAAAGAAGAGAUCUACGUCUACAGGAUCCUGGAGAUGGUGGACUUCAGAGUGACAGACGGACUCGUGGACCUGAGGCUGUUUGCUGUGAUUGCGAGUCUGGCACAGAAAAUAGCCUCCAUGGACGAGUUUAUGCGAUCACUGAUCAGCAACAUGGACCUCCGCUCCCUUGAAGUGCGUCUCUUUAAAGCAAAGCAGCUGUUCCUGUUACUCCUGGAGGACCAGCAGGACGUGUCUGGAGCUCAGCAGGGCUUCAUCAGCAGGGAGCAGCUCUUUCUGGAGCUGAAGGCUGGAGGUAUCCAUAUGGAGCAGGAGGCGGCCAUCAGGAUGGAGCUGCAGCGCAUUCCCCCACUAGAUCUGCUGGACUUCCUGGCCUACCUGCCUCUUUUCAUGCUCAUCCACAAGUCUGUGAUCUCCAACCCGCUCGAUAACUCCAGCCACCUCUGAGCUCCGCAGCUGCAUGUUAAACUGAAGGCAUUACCAUGCUGGUUUUAUAUUACAGUGAAGAAUAUAUAACGAGCUGGAUCUGCUGCUGGCUGAAGUGUUCCCAAAUACAAAAUGCUAAAGGUGCAGUUUUGUACAGUGUUUGUUAAGAAAGUGAAACUUUAAUUUAGUUUAAUUUCUCAUUUAUUUAGUUUAAGACUUGGACAAGUCCUAAGACUAAUAAAAGUUUAUGUUAAAAGACAUUCAUCCCACUUUUUCAUAUGAUAUCAGUCAAUAGUAAAGACAGAACUUUGAUCUUUGGCUUAAAACUAAAUGUAAAAAUGUCUGAUUUCAAUGCAAACAGCAGGUGUUUAUAAAUCCUGCCUGGGAAGUUGUUUGAGAAUCCAAGAAUUUUCACAAUCUUUUGUUUCAAAACAUUUAUAAAAGGAUUUAUUUUGUUUAAAUUGAGCUAUAUUAAUCCAUCCAUCAUCCAUUCAUCUGUUGUUCUUCUGGCCCUUUUCAACUUAUAUAUCCAUAAAGAGUCCCUCCAUCAUUGCAUCAAUCCAAUGCCCAUUAUUAGUCUAUCUUGGCAUCCAUCUACAUAGUCUGUUAUCCAUCUCUGUCACAUCAACGGACCAACAAUCUAUCCACUGUAUGUCAAUAAAUCCAUGUUUACCAAAAUGUAGGACAUUUUAAAGAAAAAAAGCAUAUUUGGAAGUUAGAUCUCAAGACAUCAAUCAAUUUAAAUGAGGACAACUUCGGAACAGGAGAAAACUAAAGGCUGUUCUACGACCAUUGUUCCAAAUUGUAUGUUAUAAACUCUUCUGAAUAAAUACAGGCUAUACUCAAAUAUUAGGUUGAGUUUAUAUCUGUUUUUCAGUGGUGUCAAAAGUAUACAUACAUUUCUUACUUAAGUAGAAGUAUAGAUACUGCAGUUUAAAAACACU
This is a messenger RNA of Cyprinodon tularosa, 2114 nucleotides long. RefSeq lists its product as uncharacterized. Lineage: Eukaryota; Metazoa; Chordata; Actinopteri; Cyprinodontiformes; Cyprinodontidae. Gene Ontology annotation, molecular function: calcium ion binding. The record is from RefSeq and is a predicted model, not a curated record. The coding region runs from base 1 to 1191 and encodes 396 amino acids. The transcript is spliced from 10 exons.